UCAAUUUUAUUCUCAAAGAUUACUGACGUUUCUUUUCACUAUAUGCUGUAUCUAUAUAGCACGAUUUUUGCCAUCCUGUAGACAAAUCGACAAUGUACAUAAUUUUUGAAAAAUGACUAAAUUAUUACACAAUUCGAUUGUGAAACCCAUUACUAGUGUAUUAUUUUGCAAAGCAAUAAUUGUCAUUAUGUAAACAAUAAUGGUGCAGUAGAAAUAAAUCGAAAUUUGUUCCCAUCGCGAUAUAUCCGAAAUUGAAAAUACGAUAUUGUCUUAGUUCAAUGAAUUCGUAGCAGCUUGGCUCAAUGAAAAAUUAUAAGUACGGCAAGGUAAAUCAACGGGAUUUAGUGUUAACAACUGCAUCAUCCCAACUAUCACCAAGCGGAAACGAAUCAACCGUAAUCGAUACCAGGAUGUAUAUACGAGAUUGGCGUCAAGCUUUGCGGACUCCACCUUCAUACAGGCUGGGUAACAGAACCAUUCGGCUUCAGGUGCAUUUGAUAUGGCCCCUGGCUGUUCUUGGAGCGAUUUUGGUACUCCUUGUGUAUGUUGUCAGCAAUUCUCCAUUUUCUGGUGGAUCAAGCCUGAAUGAUUUCGAUAAAAGUGCAACGAUUUUUUACAAUCAUACCUAUCCUCUAAGUAGUCCUAUUAUAAGCAAUGGAAUGCACACAUAUAGGAUAGGAGUCAUUGCAGAUUUGGACACAAAUUCACGUGUCAAAGGGAAAGACGCUUGGUGCAGCUACUUGAUGAAGGGCUACCUCAGUUACAUUCCUUCAACCGGAAAAAUAACAAUUUCGUGGGACGAAGGCCAACCGAAGGAACUGAAGUCUAGUUUUGCUCUGAAGGGACGGGGUAUGGAACUUUCCGAGUUGGUAGUGUUCAAUGGUAGACUACUAACAUUUGACGAUCGAACCGGAUUAAUUUACGUGAUCGAGAAAGAUUCUGUCUAUCCUUGGAUACUGCUUGUGGAUGGAGAUGGAAGAACUGGUAAAGGUUUUAAAUCGGAAUGGGCCACUGUGAAAGAUGAGGUUCUUUACGUGGGUUCAAUGGGCAAAGAAUGGACUACGGCCGGUGGAGAUUUUGAAAACAACAAUCCCAUGUUCGUGAAGGCGGUAACAGUACACGGAGAGGUGUACCACUUUAAUUGGGAAACCAAUUUCAAGGCAAUCCGCAGUGCUAUCGGUAUUGAAUGGCCAGGAUACAUGAUACACGAAUCGGGUGUAUGGUCUAGUGAAUCUCGGCGGUGGUAUUUCCUGCCAAGACGAUGUUCACGAGAACGGUACAAUGAAACACGAGACGAGCAUAUGGGAUGCAAUUAUCUUAUUACUGCGGAUGAGCAGUUCCAUUCGAUAAAAGCAGUAGAAUUGAAGCAAACCAACGUGCCGCUUACGCACGGUUUUUCAAGUUUCAAAUUUUUGCCACAUUCAGAGGAUCGUAUCAUUAUAGCUAUAUCUACGGAAGAGCUAAAUGGUAAAACUACGAGUUUUAUCAGUGCGUUUAACGUUGACGGUGAAAUGCUGAUGUCAGAAACGAAAAUACCAACGAGCUACAAAUUCGAAGGUUUGGAGUUCAUCUAGACGCAGACUGGCAAGUCAUGAGAUAGUUACGCUGUUUACACAAGUUCAAGUUAAGUGAAGGAUGUGUGCGGAUGUAAAUAGUGAGAUAGCCAAUGUUUAAAACGAGAAGCACGGUAUUUUUGUAAUAAAAUGUAUUAUGCCACACAGGUUUGACGCAGGUGUCUUUGCCAAAUUCCUUUUUUUAAGAGCAUGCAUCACAUGUUUACGGCUCCAUAAGCACCAGCUUUCUUUUGUUAUGUGAUAUUUGUUUAGCUAAUGUAAUUUUUACGCAGAGAAUAAAGUGACAAUUUUGAGUAAUAUUGCUACUUCGCAGUCAAAAUAAUGCUCAGUACUGCUCAAACA
Messenger RNA from Wyeomyia smithii (pitcher-plant mosquito), 1916 nucleotides. Its product is annotated as apyrase. NCBI's taxonomy places the organism in Eukaryota, Metazoa, Arthropoda, Insecta, Diptera, Culicidae. Gene Ontology annotation, biological process: proteoglycan biosynthetic process. The transcript is spliced from 2 exons. The record is from RefSeq and is a predicted model, not a curated record. Bases 303 to 1574 code for a protein of 423 amino acids. Gene Ontology annotation, molecular function: GDP phosphatase activity; calcium ion binding; UDP phosphatase activity.